This is a messenger RNA of Gasterosteus aculeatus aculeatus (three-spined stickleback), 9780 nucleotides long. Lineage: Eukaryota; Metazoa; Chordata; Actinopteri; Perciformes; Gasterosteidae. The record is from RefSeq and is a predicted model, not a curated record.
CGCUGGGGGGGGCGGGGGGGCGCGGUACAUUAACGGUGCAAAAGUUUCGAAACACGGGUUCCUGGUGCUGAAUACAGACAAAAGCGACGCCGGGCGAAUCCUGAGACGGCUGCCGGAACCAUGGUUUACAGCUGGCGUUCGUAACGGCGAGUUAUUUGACGUUAUUUGACGCUUCAAAUGUGCGGAAAGUCGCUCGCUGUCGCCUCGUCGCCGAACAAGAUGGACGCAGCGGCAGCAACGCCGUCGUUGCAGGAUCUGACCGCGGUGCCGUUCCCCGUCGCUAGCCUGUCCCCCGAAGCGCUGGGUGCUGCGAUUAAUGGCUACCACUGAAGAUAUGACACUUUGUGAGAGCAAACCGGUUGUCAAAUAUAUCAGUGUCACGGUUACGUGUGUGUGUUAGUUUAUCAUUUGAACGUUGGUACUGACGUUACGUUACUUCGCCCGUUGGCUAACUGGUAAGCUAGCCAACUUGAUUUAACGUUAGUUUCCCCCAGAUAAGUGUUAGCAGUGGAAGCUAAUUAGUCCAACGACGGAGUUAUGCGGGGUCACGUUAAGAGCAUUCACGUGUGUUUUGGGAUAACUUUAAACAACGUGUGACGUGGAUAGAAUGUAUCAAGGAAAAUGAAUAACGUUAGUAACACCGACCUUAAAGGAAGUUUACAUUAGCCAGGGUGUUUAUGAAAGCGCCCUUUAAGGUUGUCCGUUCCGCCCGGUGUAACACAGCCAUGAUCUGACGUUAGCUGCCUGUCACUAACAACAAAAGUUUUAACAGGUGUCUAGGCUGGUGUGGCCCUUCCCCCAAACACACACACACACCCCUAUUUCCAUAUGUCAACUAUCUGAAGCCUUUUUCAGCUGGCUCUCAUCUACAACUGAAAAUACCAGCUUGCACGCGCACUUCUCCGUCGUGGCUCUCCAUUUCAGGCCUGGUCUUGUGUCCCUGCGGGAUAUCAGGCUACCUGUGCUUGGCAGGCCAGCUCCGUGACCUGCCAGCAGCCUCUCCCUCAAUGACUGGCCAUGGCCUCUUGUCGAGCACACACCGGCUGAUAGUGCUUCUUCUGUUUCACCUUUCACUGGGACUUUUGUCAGUUGCAUGAGCAAGGUUUUUAUUUUUAAUUAUCAAUAUUUGCCAGACUUGCAGCUGUGGGUAGUAAGUGAAGAAAGUGUUUUUCUACCACGCAGGCAGUGAUCUCCAAUGGCAACCUGCUUGUUGUCUUUCUUUGGCGAUUUAGUUUUGGAACGUUUCAUUUUACAGGUAAACGUAUCUCCUUGAACUCACCAGCCUUUCCUGGUCGUGAGAAACCCAAGUGUGCUGCAUUGUGGUGUUGAUGCCGAGGCACACCCCUGCGCUUGUCUCAACCUGUGUUUGGCUGCAUCUUCGGUUAUUUCUUUGGAGGGCAAAAAAACGUGCUUGAGACUGCUCCUUCAGUGCAUUUGUGCAACACGUGUGAGGAAGCCUUGAGACUUGAGUCACCUGAGUCCGCGUGUGAGCCCGGUCAAGCACAAUCGGUCUCUGUUUGGACAUAAUCAGGAAGUGUGGCUGACAGGCUCUGCCUCUGCUUGUUCUCACGGUGUCAUGACUUGCUGCGAAGAGAGGAGUGUCGCUGACAGAAACUUUGAUUGACUAGUCUUUAAAUUUAUAUGAUACUCUCCAUCAGCUAAAUGACAGAACAUGUGUUUUUCCAGCGCAUGAGAAAACACUCAUGUGGUUGAGAUCUGUAGUUUGGUCUUUACAAUUCGCUGUCUGUGCCCUUCUUCUUCUCCCUCUUUUAUGUCUUAACUACCAGAGGUCAGGGCUUUCUUUGGGGUUCUCCUUUGUGUGAAACUGACUGUCCGGUGUGGCAUGUGGGGACAAGCCAGAGAUAUAACGCCCCUCCCAUCUCCAAUUACAGCAGGCUUGUUCCUCUUUUAAGUACGUAUGACGUUAAGGCCUGGAUGUGUAUUGGCUUCGGCAGCUUUUAUGAUAACAUUAUACAGACCUAAAUAAUGCUCAGAAGGAUAGUGAUAAGGAAUACGAUAAUACGCCAAUUGACCUUGUUCUCGUAUUUGUUGGAAUAUUUUAAGUCAAGAAAUUGGCUUGGCUCUGUGUUACGAAAGUAGUGUUUAAAGUUUUUCCUCCGGUCAUCGCUGACAUCUUGAUGUGGUUGAAGCAGAAUUUAAGGAAACAAAUAUUUUAACCAAAAGUGGGCACUUGAAUACCAGCUGAAAACAUAUGUGAUGCAUGCGUGUGAACCACCCGUUUCAUGCGUUCUUUGCAAUGAAAUCAAACACAAUGUAUUUCUUGGGGCGGAAAAUGUUAUGAACCCAGACAAGACUGUGUCUCGUUUUCUGGAAUGUCUGAGGUAUUGUCUCCCCGCCGGCCAACAUUUGCAGUGCGUUCGGUGGGAACACAGAAAUGAAAGCUCGCUUGGUUUAUUGUUGGCUAAAAGAUCCGUCUUCCCCGUGUUUAAUUUCUGUUUCUCCAGGUAUGGCCUCACCCGUCUUGGUCUACCCAACACACCUGCACUCUGCUCAAAGAAGUGCCUUAGGAACCAGCAGACAAAAAGAAGAAGCUCACCGCAGGCACAACACCAGCAAAGCAUUUCAGCACCGGCCAACAGCCAAGACCUACGUGAUCGGCGUCAACUACGGUAUCGCCUACCCGAACAACGUGAUCCCGUCUUCAGCUGCUGCCAAUCCAGGAACUCUACGGCAGGGACUAAAGAGGGAGGAGCGCGCAUUGCAGGCCACGGUAGUACAGAGACAGGAGAGCCGGGAGAUCCAGAGCGGAGGCCCACAGGAAGUGAGCAUUCACAGUGACAGCAGUGGUACUCUGUCGGGGGGACACUUGCCCUGCGGGCUACUGAGGCAGGCCUGCAUCAGGGCGGCGGCGGUUGAGGAGGAGGAGGAGAAGGAGGGUGGAAACGGAGUAGAGCAAGCGAGAGGGGGAUACGUCAGCCUUUUAGGAUUAGGUGCCCCCCAGAGAUGUGAGGAGAAGCCAGGCGACGGUGGCGAGCGUCCGCGGCAGAACAGCUGCUUAGGAACCAUGCAGAUAGUGGAGGAGGUAUCUUCUCUAUCUUCACUUCCUCCCCCUGUGGUCAUGUUGCACGCCAGCGCGGGGAGCCACGCAGACACCGCCAGAGUCGGCUGUGGAGGGGAUCUGUCCAUUCAGCACGGGAGAGCCGAGGCAGUGACCAACAUGGGACUCGACGCCGAGGGAACCGGAAUCGGGUCCAGUGGCAGCACUCGUGCCGCAGCCGGCGCCACGCUGAUCAGGACUGGAUCUCUAGACGGCGACUAUCAGCUCGUCCAGCACGAGGUUCUGAGCUCCCUGAAGAACAGCUACGAGGUUUUGGAGUUCCUUGGCCGUGGAACAUUCGGUCAGGUGGUGAAGUGCUGGAAGAGGGGCACGAGUGAAGUGGUGGCUGUCAAGAUACUGAAGAACCACCCGUCGUAUGCGCGCCAGGGGCAGAUAGAGGUGGAGAUCUUGGCCCGUUUGAGCAGCGAAAAUGCCGAUGAGCACAACGUGGUGCGCGCCCUGGAGUGCUUUCAGCACCGCAGCCACACCUGCCUGGUGUUUGAGAUGCUGGAGCAAAACCUCUACGACUUCCUGAAACGGAACAAGUUCAGUCCACUGCCGCUCAAAAUCAUCCGGCCCGUCCUACAGCAGGUGGCGACAGCUUUAAAGAAGCUUAAGUCUCUGGGUUUGAUCCACGCCGACCUGAAGCCAGAAAACAUCAUGCUGGUGGACCCCUCCAGGCAGCCCUACAUAGUCAAGGUGAUCGACUUCGGCUCAGCCAGCCACGUCUCCAAGGCCGUCUGCUCCACUUACCUGCAGUCCAGAUACUACAGGGCUCCGGAGAUCAUUUUGGGCCUGCCAUUCAGUGAGGCCAUAGACAUGUGGUCGCUGGGCUGUGUGAUAGCAGAGCUCUUCUUGGGCUGGCCCCUCUACCCCGGAGCGCUUGAGUACGACCAGAUCCGGUACAUCUCCCAGACUCACGGCGUGCCGGCCGAGCAGCUGCUCAACAAGGGAACCAAGACCUCUCGCUUCUUCUGCAAAGAGUCCAACUCUCCCUAUGCCUCCUGGAGACUAAAAACAACAGAAGAGCACGAGAAGGAGACAGGCCUGAAAUCCAAAGAGGCCAGAAAGUACAUCUUCAGCUGCCUGGACGACAUCGCACACGUGAACGUGGUGUUGAGCCCUGAUGGCAGCGCCAUGCAGGCGGAAAAGGCAGACAGGAGGGAGUUUGUGUCCCUACUGAGCAGCAUGCUGCUGAUCGACGCCGAGGACCGGACCGUUCCCACCAGUGUCCUCAACCACCCCUUCCUCACGAUGACCCACCUGCUGGACUACCCACACAGUCACCACGUGCAGUCUGCAUUCCGCAUCAUGGAUAUGUGCCACAGUCAUGAGAACAGUCAUGAGAACACCAUUCACUUCUCAAGGCCACCCAUGGCUCCUGCACCCUCCUCUGGCCUACCUCUAGGCUACGGCAGCAUACCAGUCCAUACUCCGGCUAUAAACCAGUCGGGUCCCUCUGUGAUGCAUCCUGAGAUUGCUUUAGCAGCUGGGAACGGUCAGUUCGGGUGCACUGACCCCUUCCCAUCUGGCCUUCUUCUUUGUCCUCCCCCCAUGCAAGGUAACCUUAACCAACCAGCAGCGUAUUCUGUCCCCAUGGUAACUCAGGCUCCUCCCAUGCAGCCCUUGCCAGUGAGACCCGGAGUCAUUGCUCAGCAGGCCUGGUCAAGCCGGGGGCAGCAGCUCCUCGUCCCAGCAGCCUGGCAACAGAUGGCUCAAGUGGGUCAUCCUCCGUCUCACCCCCCUCCACAACCCCCAUCCUCCCUAACCAACGAUGCCACAGCCGGCCCACAAAGAAUCAGUGACUGGGGCAGCCACUACACCUCAGUCAUGCAACAGCCCCUACUGACGAAUCCUAUGCCAGCCCUCUCUGCCCAUCAGCCGAUCAACAUCGGCAUAGCUCAUGUUGUUUGGCCACAGCCGGCCAAUAAAAGGAACAGACACGGUUACAACAGGAACCUGUCCACCCACAGCACCAUCCACGCUCCGGCCAAGAUGGCCAACGCGGUCGGACAGGCGGUGGCACGUAGGGAACAGCCUCGGAGGGAGGACCCCGCGGGUGGAACCGGGCAUCCGGGAGUUCCAAACCGGGACACGGAGGAAAACCACGUGCAGCAGAAAGCGACCUGCUUCAAAGAGGCGGCGCCAAAGGCAAACAGCCAGCCGGACCCGUCCGGCGGGCAGCAGCGCGAGGUAGCGGUCCUGAUGGGCGACACGCCCAGCCCCGCUGCCAGCGUGAUCAGCAUCCGCAGCGAACUGACCGACGAAGAGGACGAACACCUCCCGAGGUGCCGUCUUGGCGGGUGUAAAGAGGAGUGUGUGUGCGAGGCGUGCAGACACACUAGUGUGUCUAUGGAGAGAGUGUGUUCCCUCAGUAGCCCCGACAGCAGCCUCAGCACCGGCUCCUUUGCCUCCAACUCGCUCCAGUCCAGCCCCUCCCUCUCGCCAUGCAAGAGACCCAACAGCAUGUCUGAGGACGACGGCCACGAGAGCGGCUGCGACACCGUGGAAGGCUCUCCUGCGCCAACAACGCCGCGUGGUGACAGACCCUACCGGUACCUUGACGACAACCGCCCGACACUAGCCGCCACGGUGGCGCCGCCGCCCUGCCACGCAGCACGGGGCCGCAGCCCCCCAGGCGUUAGGACCAUGGUGGUGCCCCCGAUGAGAAUGCAGAACAACAACGGUCACAGGACAGCAGAGCGUUUCCAGGGGAUAGAGUCCUGGUCCCGGUCCAACGGGCACUGCAGCCUCGUAGGACAACAGAGCAACCCCUCUUCCUUCCCCCUCCUGUCCCGGCAGCAGCAACAGCAGCCCCUCCCCAUGGGCUUUGGACAGGUGCAGCUGUACGGUUCUAACCACGCCGCCAAAGAGUGGAACGGCAAAUAUGGGUCUCUGCGUCCUCACGCUUACAUCCCCCCCACAGUCCACACGCACACCUUCACCCACCUGCCGCACAGCAGUCCCACGCACACCUCGGCCCCGCAGCACGCCCUGCUGCAGUACCCCCCCGGCGCCACACUCACAGCUCACCACCCACAUCCCAUCCUGCCCUCCCGCCCGCCUCCCCCAGCUGUCCUCCAGCACAGCUACGGCCUCUCCCAUCCCCAGGGAGGCGCUAUAGUGCACCAGGUCACCCUGGGCAUCAGCGCCCACCACCACCCCGCUCCACCCCCGCACAGGCUCCUCCCAUCCCCGUCCAUCCACCCGCACCACCAAUCUGGCUAUGGCCACCAACCCCCCUUCCAGCACCCGUACAUGGCCUCUCCGGUGGCUUACACCAGCUUCCCCCUGAGCCCCACCAAGCUCAGCCACCACCCGCAGUUCUCCUACAUCUGAGGAGCUGGCAAAUGGACUGGUGCUGCGACCUGGGCGGGCAGAGCCGGCAGCAGACACUUAAGGUGACGGACACGAGGGGGAGUGAAACCUCCUUCCCCCCAACCUGGAAAUAACGAGAGAUUGUGUCAGGGGGGUUGAGAAAGUGAAAACGAAUGUGAUUUAAUGGUGGCGUUUUUGAGGACGGAUCAAUUGGGAUUGCCAGAGAAGCUGGAGGGAAAAAAAUCAUGCAAGGAGAAAGUAGCAAUUUAAAUUUGAAACGCCAAAGCCGCACGAGAGGGCGGAGGACCUCAUGGCAAAGAAGACGUUUUAUGUGGAGGGUGUCCUUCAGAGGGCGGGAUCCAUUCAGAGGGCGGAGAGAUUGUUUGCCGUUGCAGUCAGCGAACCAAACCUCCCCCUCUCACCCUUUUUAUCUAUGUUGCCUUGUAGCAUUUGUGCUAGCCGGUCUGAUCUGUGUGUUAAGCCAUCCCGGUGUGUAUUAAUCAGGAUGGAACGCUGCCGUCGCCCUAGUGCCUUAAAAAUUUAAAAUCAGCCAGACGUUGAGUCAGGACAUAAUAGAUUGUACAUUUUAAACAAAAAAGAGAAAAGAUAGGCUUGCAGCACUUAACCCUCAGACUGUGGAGGCGACGGGUUCUUUGGAGGAGUAACGCUUGCGGCUUUGUUUUAACGUAGACUUCAGUUUUCUUUCUAACUCAGAGGACGGAUUCAGCUAGAGGGUGUAUAUCUAGGGCUUUGACUGAAUGAGCUUUUCAUGUACAUAAAGAGUGAUCUGAUAUUUUAGUAAUCAAUUUCUAUUCACUAUAGUACUUAAAUUCAUAACAGUAUUGUCACUGUUUACUGUAACUGCAAUACAAUCUAGAUGGCCUCUGGGUUGCUGUGUAUUUCAAAAUAUGUCUUGGCAUUUAGGCUAGACUUGCGUCGAUGUUUUUUAGGUUUUGGUGAGCGGCGCAUAAGGCAAUUGUUUCUUGUUGUGUGUGUGUGUGUGUUUUCUUUUUAAAUGCUUUUCAGUGUUUGAGAUAACCUACAGUAUCAUUUGAGGUGUUAUCAGAAACUGUUGAGCUUCGGUGUGGAAACAAACCUUCUUGUCCAUGUAUUGAAGUCACUUUUGAUACAUUCCCUGUGUGUGUGUGUGUGUGUGUGUGUGUGUGUGUGUGUGUGUGUGUGUGUGUGUGAGAUUUCCAGUGGGGUUUAGUCGUUCUGCUGUGUCUUUACCAUCAGCUGGUAUUUGUUUUGCCUUUACUCAAAUCGGCACCAAAGACAGUUCAUUGAUCAUUUCUGACGGAUGAGGCUAUGUCUGCUUUCACCUCCAGCGUACUGUUGCAGUAUUGUGAGAUUUAUUUAAAAAAAGAAGAAAAAAUUUAGAGGUUGAGGUUUUAUUUUUCUGAGCUUUCUUUUUUGUUGGCAAAUUGUAUUUGGAAUGUAUAGAUAAUAAGCUGCUAUGUACUGAUUAUCUGCCACUUGGUAGCUGUGAAUUUAGAGGAGAAAACUCAUCCUAGCCUGCCUGUUAUUCUUUUAUAUUGUAGAAGUGUUUUUUCUUUCUUAUAGUAUAUUACAUGCUAUUCCUAUAUGCUAGUGCCUCUGUAUUUUGGCUGUUUUUUUGAAGUGUAAACUGCUGUAAUGGAACUUGAGUUUUUUUCAUUCUGUUGCUCUUUUGGUGCAUGUGUGUAUUUGUGUGUGUGUGUGUGCAUUUCGCAUCUGCUUCUCCAUUCUGUAACUGGUGUCUCGUGUUAUCGCCCAAUUUGCAGCUCUUCGUACUGCACAACUAGUGCCUUUCUUCAGACAAGUGGCCAGCAGAAGAUUUCCACUCUUGGGAAACUAGUUCCUCAAGAGGGGAUCAGCUCCUGUUUUUCACGUCACCAAAACCCCAAAGUUGUUAUUUUCCAGUUUUUAAACUUAAACUAAAGAUACAAAUCAGGGAAGAUAUCGUGUGUUCACGGAGACCUGCAUAGAUCUGGGGAUAAACUUCUUUUUUUUUAAACAAGGAAAACCCAUCUGGCUUCAAUAUACACAAAUGUAAAGCUUUAUUCUCACACAGUGAAUGUGUGUGUUUGCAAAUGAGUUGCUUGUUGCUUUUGCGAUUGCUACACAGCUGCUGUCUCGGCCACUGUGGUCUCAUGUAUGCAGCUAUAACCACAGGUAGAUAUCGUCGUGUUUCUGAAGGCUUCAUGCCCACUCAAAGGUUUAGCUCCAAAGUUCUCCUCUGCUCCUGUUCAUCAAUGAGAUCCAAGGCUCUUUGGUUCUGUGAAAUGACAACAAACAAAGCAAUAUGUAAUUGAUGAACAAUUUGUCAUCGUCAAAAACAAAGCAGAAAAAGUAUCUUGUAAAACGACCAAAUCAAGAAAGGUUUCUGGAGCUAUUUAUUGUUUUCACUGUUGUACUCUGAUGUUUUACAUUAUAAUGGUUUUGUGUUGUUGCUUAAGCGGUGUGUGUGUGUUGUGUACUUGUCUGAUGUUUAGACGACACUUGGCGAGGAGGACGUAUUGUGCUCGCAGAACGCCUCCAAUCAAACUGAUGGCUGUCACCUGUAUUUCAAGGAAAAUGUUUCUGCUCGCCGUUCUUGGGGGUUUAACCAUGUGGUGUGCAGCAUUUCAGUGGUUUCCAGAUGGCUGUGUUCUCUCAGCUCGGCCUGUGCGAGGUCCUGCCCCUCCUUCCCCCUCGCUUGCUUUGGGCUGAUUACGAUGGGUGGGUUCUUUGCCAGUUGCAUCGUGGCCCCGGGUCUAAAUGUCUAGCAGCCAACAGAGCAGGCUGUGGGACACUUUGAAUACUUUGGGAUUUUUUUGUGUGUGGUUAUAGUAUUAAACAAAGAUGUCCGAUAAAAAAACAAAAAACUUAUCAACUCAACAAGCAGAGGUGUGGACGUCUGAUCCGAUCACCGGGCUGAGGAAGAACGAAAUCUCGACUCCUAGGACACGUUUUAGGUUGAUUGUUUUUGUUUCUUUCGUACCACAACAAUCUAAUUAUGGGCGUGAUAAUUAUUGUAUUUAGACCCCUAUAUGUAAACACAAUUGCUAAAUUGAAAACUGUUACUGUUCUAAGUUUACCUAGAUCUGUCUGGCUUUAUGAUUUAAAUUUGUUGAUUUUAAAUUUUUGUAUUCUUAAAUGCUACUCUAGUUUAACAUGUAGCAAACUGCACUGUGCAAUAUACAAAAAUGAGGACUGGGGAAAAUUAUUUGUUUGGAUGUGAUAAUGUGUGUCUUACCAGUCGGCGGUCACCCCCCCUCCCUCUAGUUCUCAGUGAGUUUCAGUGUGACCAAGCCUUAUUUACCAUGUCACAAAAAGCGGGUUCCUUCUUGGUGACUCUUAUUGGUGAGUGUCAAAUUAUGAAUUGAUGGUGUACUAUGUCAAGAUUCACUUUGAAUUAAAAAAAUAAAUCUUAUUCUUUGGUC